Molecule: messenger RNA, 4554 nt
Organism: Uloborus diversus
Lineage: Eukaryota; Metazoa; Arthropoda; Arachnida; Araneae; Uloboridae
Gene: Pi3K59F
Product: phosphatidylinositol 3-kinase catalytic subunit type 3-like
Exons: 22
Coding region: 5-2677 (890 amino acids)
Biological process (GO): autophagy of peroxisome; phosphatidylinositol-mediated signaling; autophagosome assembly
Cellular component (GO): peroxisome; phagophore assembly site; phosphatidylinositol 3-kinase complex, class III, type I
Molecular function (GO): 1-phosphatidylinositol-3-kinase activity
Source: RefSeq, a predicted model, not a curated record
AAACAUGACUGCAACCGAAGAACCACGAAAACGAUUCAACUACAUCUAUAGUUGUAAUAUGGGUUCUAAUUUUCGAAUAAAAAUUGGGACUCUUGAAGGCAAGCCUGAAAAGCCAAACUACAGGGCAUUAAUAAAUGAUCCUAUUUUAAAAUACUCAGGACUUUCGGAAGAUAAAUGUUCAGACCUUUAUGUAACCUGUCAAGUAUAUGCAGAUAACAAACCAUUAGCUUUCCCUACACAAACUUCAUAUAAGCCCUUCACUACAAGGUGGAAUUGGAAUGAAUGGUUAGUUUUACCCGUCAAAUUCUGCGAGCUUCCAAGAAACGCUUUGUUGGCAUUUACUGUAUGGGACAUAUAUGGACCAAAUCAAAGUGUACCUGUUGGUGGUGCUACAGUGUCUGUGUUCGGAAAGUAUGGGGCUCUUCGACAAGGUAUGCAUGAUUUACGUCUCUGGAAUAAUGUUGAAGCUGAUGGAAACUUGAACACAAAAACUCCUGGAAAGACUGAUUGUGCCAAAGAACAGAUGAAUAAAUUAUCUAAGCUAACAAAGAAGCAUCGAAAUGGACACAUGAUAAAAGUGGAUUGGCUAGACCGAUUGACUUUUCGAGAAAUUGAACUUAUUAAUGAAAUGGAAAAACGCUCUUCAAAUUUUAUGUUCUUAAUGAUUGAAUUUCCUACAAUAACAGCUAAUGGUGCAGAAUAUACAGUUGUAUAUUUUGAAGAAGAUGGAGAUGAUCCUUGUCAGGGCAACAAACAAGUCGAGAUUGUGAUGGUUCCAGAUCCUGAAAUUUCUACUCAUAAUUUAGUGGAAGCCAAACAUCACAAAUUAGCCAGAAGUAUUCGAAGUGGGCCUAGUGAUAAAGACUUGAAGCCAAAUGCUGCCACGAGAGAUCAGUUAAAUGCAAUUUUGCAUUAUCCACCAACAAAGUCUCUAUCAUCUGAAGAGCAAGAUCUCAUAUGGAAGUUCCGUUUUUAUUUAACCAGUCAGAAAAAGGCUCUAACAAAGUUUUUGAAAUGUGUGAACUGGAAGAUUCAGAGUGAAGAAAAGCAAGCUUUGGAUUUGCUGGCUCGUUGGCAAGCGAUGGACGUUGAGGAUGCCUUGGAGCUACUGUCUCCUCAAUACACUCAUCCUCUUGUCAGAAAAUAUGCAGUUACUAGGCUUAAUCAGGCCCCAGAUGAGGACUUAUUGAUGUAUUUAUUACAAUUAGUUCAAGCACUAAAAUAUGAAAAUUUUGCUGAAAUUAGAAAAGGAUUGUCACUUUACCAUCCAGAGUCUGAAGAUGAAAUUGAGAGAGAUAGGGCACUUUCGAGUAGCAGUUCCGAAAAAGGCGAUACUUAUGCAGAUCAUCUGAAAGGCAUAUCCUCUGUAAGCUCCGAGCCAAAUUCUUUAGAGGAGCAAUUUUCAUCUUUAGGCGUAAUUAGUUGUGAUCUUGCAACAUUUUUGAUAAAUCGAGCUUGUGCUAACGAAACGUUAGCUAACUACUUCUAUUGGUACCUUUUGAUUGAAGUUGAAGAACCUGAAAAUGCUGCCAAAGAUGCACGUGCCAAAGAAAUGUAUGAAAUUGUUAUGAAGAGGUUUAAUCUUGUCUUGCAAAAUGGAAGUGCUGAGUACAGGAAACGAAGACAUUUAUUGGUGAGAGGUCGAGAAUUUGUGGAAAAAUUGCUGAAUCUUUUGAAGACUGUUGCAAGAGAAAGUGGUGGACGCCGUAAAAAGAUUGAGAAAUUACAAGCAUAUCUGUAUGACAAAGACAUUCACAAAAUAAACUUCUUGCAAUUUGAACCUCUUCCUUUGCCUCUUGAUCCUUGUGUCAAAGUUAAAGGUAUCAUUCCAGAAAAAACUACUUUGUUCAAAAGUGCUCUUAUGCCUGCUCGCCUUACAUUUUUGACGGUUGAUGACAAGGAGUAUGUAACCAUUUUCAAGCUUGGGGAUGAUUUGAGACAAGAUCAGUUAAUAUUGCAGACUAUAUCAUUGAUGGAUAAGUUGCUAAGAAAAGAAAACCUUGAUUUGAGGCUUACACCAUACAGUGUCUUAGCAUGCAGUAGCAAACAUGGUUUUGUACGAUACAUCGAGUCUAUGUCCAUCAAUUCAAUCUUGGAUGAGCAUAAAGACAUCCAAAGCUUUCUUCGUGAGCAUGCCCCAUCAGAAAAUGGACCUUAUUGGAUUUCUCAUGAAGUCAUGGACACAUAUGUUAAAUCAUGUGCUGGAUAUUGUAUUAUAACUUAUCUCCUUGGAGUUGGAGACCGGCAUUUAGACAAUCUUCUGAUGACUAAAAAUGGUAAGCUCUUCCAUAUUGAUUUUGGAUAUAUUCUUGGCAGAGAUCCAAAACCUCUGCCGCCUCCUAUGAAACUGAGUAAAGAAAUGGUUGAAGCCAUGGGUGGCAUUCAUUCUGAACAUUAUCAGGAAUUCCGAAAGCAGUGUUACACUGCUUUUCUACAUUUGCGCAGGCACGCAAAUCUGAUUUUGAACUUGUUUUCACUCAUGGUUGAUGCUAGUGUUCCAGAUAUUGCAUUGGAACCCGAUAAAACAGUAAAGAAGGUACAGGAUAAAUUUCGUUUGGAUUUACCAGAUGAAGAAGCUGUUCACUUUAUACAAAAUAUCAUUGAUGAAAGUGUUACUGCUGUCAUGCCUGUAGUAGUUGAACAAAUUCACAGGAUAGCUCAAUAUUGGAGAAGGUGAAAGAAGAUAAAGAAGAGCCUUUUUAUGGUAUUUUGCAUAUCAUUCAUGAUAAAAUGAAGAAUGUCAGUUUACUUCUCAAAAUCAAGUUAAAUUUAUUUUUUUGCAUUGUUCUUCUUAUUGGAACUCCUAUAGUCAUAUUCAUGAGUGCACUCAUAAAGUAUCAAAGUAGAGAUACAUCCUCCAUUUUGGUUUAAAAGUUUCAAACAUUACGAUGAGAUUUGGUUUAUAUCAUAAUUUCAUCAUGAUGAUACAGUCAAAUCCCUAGAACUUGAUCCAAUGCAAACCAAAAGGCGGCCAAGUUUGAAAUUGCUCAGUUAUUGAAAAUCUGCACACAAUAGGGUUUUUCCAUCCUGCCAGGGUGUGUGGCCGAGUUUUUGACUCUGUGGCUGAAUAAAGAGAAAAUUUUCAACCAAUAAAAGUACAGUGUAUUUUAGCAAAAUUUACAGGAAAAAAAUAGUGAUGUAGGGUAAUGACACGAGUAACAGACAGUCAUAAGUUUUGAUUAAAAUAAGAAUUUUAAGCGGGUAAAAUGGAUGUUGCUGCGGGGCUCAUAAAUAUGGUGCAACCAUCUAAUGUUAUCAAAGUGAAUUUUACGAGCCAGUUGGUGUUAACAAGGAAGUGGUGGAAGGUUAUGAGCUUACACCAUGAGGUUAGCUGGUGCUUCAUGUUCAUUUUAAUUAAAUAAAGGCUUUAGUUCUAAAACUAAAGAACUUAUGCACAUUUUGAAGAGAAAAGAGAAUUUUGUCCAUUACUCAUCCUAUCUGUUUCUGGGUAUCAUCAGAUUUUUUGGUGUCUGUUACUGGGGGUUGGACCUUUUUUCGAAAUUGAGCAAACAAAAAUAGAAUUAACUAAUUCAGUGGAUCCAGAAGCAGCCAAACGUUAGAUGAGAUGUAGUUGCAUAAGAGAAAAAUAGUUUAAAAAUUCUAAAUACAUUAAAAGGCUUAGGAAAUUGAGUUAAUCUGAGAGCGAUGUCUUAAGCAUCUCUGUUACUGGUGCUGUUACUGUAUUUAUUAUGAAGUGUUUAAAUUGUUUGUUGUUAAAUUUUUACAUUUGAAUUUAUUUUAAACAUUGAAUGUUUCUGACAAAUGGGAAAAAAAUGUUAUUAAGAAUUACAGUCAGAUUUUAAAAUAUUCUUUUUUAAUUUGUUUAAAAAAUUCUUAUUUCUUUUGUUUAAAUAAGUGCACGCUCUCAAUGUACCUUAGCUUAUAACAUAAGCAAUGUCAAAAAGCUGCGCAGUGGUAACCCUGCAGUAUUUUCUUUGAGGGUACUAUUCAACCCAAGAGUUAGAACUGUGCAAUCAAAAGAUACAAAAGAACAGACUUUAAGAGGAUUGUUCUACAAAUGUGACCUACCGUCCUAAAAUUUCAAAAUUAGAUCCUGCAUUUCUACUUGGAAUUUGUCUUUCCCCUCAAAAAUAAUAACAUCCAUAAUUAAAUCAAAAGUGCAACUUUAUCCUCUGUUCAUCCUUAGUUUUCUGCAAAAUACAAAUUUGAUUCUCUAAAUUUGUGGGUCUUUGAAGGUCACUAACUGUCGAUAAACGAAGAGUAAAUUGGAUUAGUUCAUAAACAAAGUGAGCAUAUGCAAAUCUUUCAAAAGCCACAAAGAAAGGUAAUUAAAAACCGUCUGCUCAACCCGUGAACCAGGUUUUUGUGCUGAGGGGAAAAUUAUUCAUGUUCUAAAUGACGUGACGUCAUGUUCUAAAUGACGUGAUUAUAUACUCUAAAAACUGGAAAUAUCUCAACUUUUCACCAAUGCUACUAUAUUUUCUUUUCAUUUAUAUAAUUUUCAAAUGUAAGUAAUGUAAAAUAAAUAAAUUAAUUUGUAACUAUAUGUGAAAAUUGUAAAUACAAAAAAUGUGAUGUAAUUUUGUUGAAAUA